This is a messenger RNA of Melanotaenia boesemani (Boeseman's rainbowfish), 9639 nucleotides long. It is a transcript of the gene jmjd1cb, whose product is annotated as jumonji domain containing 1Cb. The record is from RefSeq and is a predicted model, not a curated record. Gene Ontology annotation, molecular function: transcription coregulator activity; histone H3K9 demethylase activity; chromatin DNA binding. NCBI's taxonomy places the organism in Eukaryota, Metazoa, Chordata, Actinopteri, Atheriniformes, Melanotaeniidae. Gene Ontology annotation, biological process: regulation of transcription by RNA polymerase II. Gene Ontology annotation, cellular component: histone deacetylase complex; chromatin.
GUUCCACGGUUUUUUCUGGCUCGCAGGAAAGAGACUGGCGCUCGCGCGGGUGGAGACUGCUUUACAUUUAAACCCCCCCGGGUCGCUUUGUUUACUCACCAACAACUUUUGCUUUUUUAUUUUAUUCAUUCCGCUGGAUUCUCUACGUCCACUUUAAUGUCGUAAAUGACAGGUCUGUAAGGGCGUCGUUGUCGGGAAGUUUUUCGAGGGGGGGUGGGGGGGUCUGGCCAGCUAAGGGCCAUGGCAGUCGAGGCUCGGCCGGAGCUGGUCGGGAAGCGGUUCCUCUGUGUCAGCGGGGACGAGCCACCUGAAAUCGGCGACAUCGGUCGAUGGCCGUGGAGGUCCGGAGUUAUACGAGCCGUCAACAACCGCAGCGACAGCUCGGAGCUGACGGUUUAUGUGGAGUUUGAUGACCAGGAGUGGGAGAAAAGAGAGUGGGUGAAGGUCUACGAAGAUUUCCAGCUGUUUCUACUGGAGCACCAGCUGGUCUGGGCCAAAAGAAAGGAAGGAGCAGCAGCAGGGGGAGCAGGACCAGGAGGCCAGCUGCAGGGAACCAAGGCCAAGCACAUACAGUGGCCUGCACUGGCGUUUAAACCAGUGGUGGGGAAGACCUUGUUGUCAUCGGUAACAGCGGUGGAGUUUUUAUUGGACCGACAGCUGGAAUUCCUGCCUGACCACUCAGCCUGUCAACCAUACCAGGAUGAGGUGGACAGUCAGAACCCAGUGUUAAGAGACAACCCUCAGCUCCAUGAAGAAGUGAAGGCCUGGCUCAAAGACCAGAAGGUGCAGGAAAUUUUUAUGCAAGGACCGUACUCACUGAAUGGAUACAGAGUGCGAGUGUACCGACAGGACUCGGCCACCCAGUGGUUCACUGGCAUCAUUACACACCACGACCUCUUCAGCCGAAACAUGGUUGUCAUGAACGACCAGGUGCUCGAACCUCAGAACGUGGAUCCAUCGAUGGUCCAGAUGACCUUUCUUGAUGACGUGGUCCACUCUCUGCUGAAAGGAGAAAACAUCGGCAUCACCUCCAGACGAAGGUCACGGUCCAGUCAGAACAGCAACACUGCCCAUAUGGCUGGAGGGAGACCCGGCGGGACCACUGGCAACUCUCAGGGUCAUUACACUCGAGCUCAAGCCAACAGCCCUCGCCCCAUCAUGGCUUCAUCAGGACCCAACCCUAAGAGCUCCCAGGGCCCCGGGACUCCCCAGCAGCAGGCUCAGUCUCAGCAGAUCCAGCAACCAGUCAGCCAAUCACAUCACUCACCAGGUGGGAGUGGGCGGGAGCAGAGAGAGCUGCGAAACUCCCGCUCCUCCAGGAGGAAAGGAUCUGACAGCAGUGUUCCCGAGGAGGACAAGGAGCGACGUGAGGAGACGUCAGGCCGAGAGUCCAAGUCGAAGGUGAAGCAGGCGGUGAGCAAACGCAGGAAAGGAGAGGAAGACGACAGGAAGACCAGUCUGAAGAGACUGAAGCCCGACAUGACGUCCGAUAUGUCGGAGAGCAGUGACUCAGAAAACCAACACAAGAGGACCGUCCACUCCUCCUGCUCCUCUUCCUCCUCAUCAUCUUCCUCCUCCUCUUCCUCCUCCUCCUCCUCCUCCUCAGAGCCCAACUCUGAGAACGAGUUAAAGACUCGCAGCAGCGAUGUAAUACAAAGUGCCAUUUCCAAAAUGGAGGAGGACGAGAAGACCACCAUGAAGGGGCCCAAAAUGAACGAUUCAUCACCCCUCAUUGGUCGUAUAUCUCCGUGGAAGGAGCUUCAGGCAGCAGAAGAGGAGAAGAAGAAGAGUGUGGUGAGGGAGUCGGGUAAGAUGAUAACAAAGGAGGAAGAGGAGUUGGUGGCGGUGACUCAGAUCAGCCAGUCUCCGGCCCAGCGAGGAGUUCUGGACGGCAUGAAGACCAGUGUGAAAGCAUCAUCUCGAUCCCAGACGCCGUCGCUGUCACACCUGCAGGGCGGCGGCGUCAUCGACAUCACCGACGACGCCCAGGCCACCGUCCACCAGGAGAGUUCGGAGGCCGUGUCGGCGCUGCUGGCCUCCCAGAAGGCCGAGUCCACAGCCCUCUCACCUUACCUCCCCCUCAAUCCUUCACCCGUCUCCUCGCCUCCCGUCCCUCCCUCACCCUCUCCAUCAGAGGGAGGCCGAAGGACGGAGGCGGAGCCUCACAGCAAGCAGCAAGGCGUCACAGGAGGGGGGGCUACAUCUGCCAAGAGUGUAGGCGGGAAGAUGGAGUACACGCCCGCCGAGCUCAUCAGGUCUUUCCCGUCAGCUGCUGAAAACCUUCCCCAGGUGGAGAAGGAGAAAGAUGUCCUUCCUCUUCAUCAUCUUCAUCAGCAGCAGUACAUCCCAGUCCACCUCAGCAUCCCCACGUCUUUACCUGAAGAGACAAGAAAACCCCCCCACCACAAGAUGAACACUUCCACCCCCCCUGACCCGCCCAAACACAUCCCCAGCCCAAACUCUGCUCAGCUCGACCCCCCCAAACAGAAAACCCAGCAGCACCCCAACAGCUUUCAGAGCGCCCCCUACCCCAACACCAACCCAGCGGACCUUAAAGCUAAUGCCCACCCGGGCCUGCUGGACAUCUCUAAACCUAAAGCAAACACCUCCCCGGAGGUCUCCAAACAUAAACUCCUGAGGUACUCGGACCCCUCCCCACCCCCAGCUGGCCGUCUAACCAAAGCAGAGCCAGCAGAGCCUCUGCGCUCUGGCUUCAAGCCGGUCCCGCUGCGGUCAGAAGUGGGCGGGGUCAGGUCGGAGGUGGGUGGGGGCAGCAGCACCAAGAGCCCGCUGAUCAUCGAUAAGAAUGAGACCUUUACUGUUUACAGAGACCCGGCUCUGGUCCGGUCCGACGGCGACAGUUCUGCCCCCCCAGCUAACUCCAACCACGUGGCAGCCUAUCUCCACCCCCACCUCCACACCCUGCACCCACCCUCUCCACACUCUCCGUGCCUCACCCCUGCAUCACACCCCCACGCUGCCUCACACCUCCUGGCCCCCCCUCACUCCUCUGCCCUACCUCACCCCCACCUUUUAUCAGCUGGAAUGCUCCCGGCCAUGCCCCCCUCUGCAGCAUCUCUCCUUGGGGGGCACCCUCGGCUGGACUCCCCAGGAAGUUUGGGUCACCUUGGCCUUCACCACCCGGCAGCCACUCACCAGCAGCAGUUCCUGCAGGGUCACAGUGGAGCAGCAGGCCUCGGGCUGUACCCCAUCCUCUGGCAGUACCCCAAUGGAACACCAGCAUCCUACCCCCCAGGACUAAACCUGCCCCCCACGGCGAAGUGGGUCCACCCUGAAAGUCCUGUCACUGUGAACUCUGAGGCCUCUCUCAGGAGGAACACACCCAGUCCAUGGCUGCACCAGACUGCUGGAAGUGCCGGUGACAGUCUGGGUUUGCUGAACCACAUUCCAGUCCGGCCGGCCAGCGCUGAUGCCCACCGCCCCCCUGUCAAGCUCAGCACACACUCCAGUCCUUCCAUGCAUAAGGCCAGCAUGGACCUCCAUAAAGAAGAUGUGGAGAAGAAGAACUUUGUGGAUCCCAUCCGGACGUUGACGCUGGCUCAGCUGAAACAUGAGCAGACGGAGAGAAGUCGCACCCCGACAGGAAAAGAGCUUCACCUUCAUCGCCUUUACCUCGACCCCCACAGCAAAGCCCGUCUGACCAGCACACAGGAUGCUGUUCAAGUAGCAGACCGAAGCAUUAAAUACAAGGAGGAGAACCGUCAGAUCCUGAAGGAGAGCAUCGAGGUCGCCCCCUUCACUGCUAAGAUCCAGCGCUCGGUGGACCACGGCCUGGACAGAGACCGGAGCAGAGACCCCGUCUUUCCUGUCCGGGUACCAGCUCUGGCCUCUCCCAUUUCAAAGGCCAGCCACGCUCACCCCCACGUCAUCCAGUCAGAAAAGAGCACCUACUUCACCACGCUGUCCAACAGCGUGGUGAACGAGCCCCCGAGACUCUACCCCUCCAAGGAGCUUAGCUCUUACUAUGAGAAGGUGUCGGCUGGAGCCCCGGGGAUGGUGGCCAGUGUUGGUGCUGCUGUUCAGACUCAGUCCUUGAGCAGCUACAGCUCCAAACCAUCCCUUUCCAAGCCCCCUCCUCUCAUAAAGCACCAGCCUGAGGGAGGAGAGGGGUUAGCUGGGAAAAUCACCGAGCAGCUCAGCCAGCAGGUCACACUUGUGCAGCCACAUCACAUGAAUGUCGACAAGAUAGAGCGUCGCAGCCCCAUCGUUCCUCCUUCCUCAGCCCCCAGCCACCACCACCACCACCACCAUCAUCAUCAUCAUCACCACCAGCAGCAGCAGCUCAGAGCCAUGCCGUCUCUCCACCGAGCUCCUGUCUUCCACCCCCCCACCCAGCAUGCACUGGAACGCAAGGAGGCUGCAGAGCGAGAGAAAGAGAGGGCUGCCUACGGUGGACGUCUGUCCCCUCCAACCCUGACCCCCAUCCAGCCGGUCAGUUUAGCAGCAGCUGGGACCAAAGCAUCAUCGGAGCAGCAGAAGCCCCCCACGCUGGUGCCGGAACUCAGGGACGUCAAAGGUCGUGGAAACGCCUCUGCUGUCACUUCUGUGGCCUCCAGCAUUGGUGGGGAGAUGAUGGCAGACGGGUGGAGAGGCAGAGAGGUGAUUCAGGAAAAAGGAAGAGAGAAAGGAAAGCCCCAGGUAGCAAUGGCAUCGGUCAUCGUGCGUCCAACAAUGUUGGUAAAACCGGACAGUUCUGUGGGUGCUAACAGGUCUUCUCCAGUUAUCCAUAAGGAGCUUCCCAUGGGGAGGCUGAACCCAUCCAGGCUCGACGGGGAGAGUAUGAGAGAAGCUGGAGUGGGCAGGGUUAUCCAACUCAAUUCAAACCUGGAUGACAUGUGUGUAAAGUACACGUCCAUGCAUGGCAUGCAGGCAGGAGGCUGCAGUGCGAACUCAGUGUGCAGGUCUGCAGUUUUAGUGUCCUCAGCUGGUGACAUGCAGAAGUCCGGAUACUCAGCUCAAUAUGAGACAGCAGCCAUGAAAACUGCAGACUGUGUGCUCACUCAGUCCAGACCAGAGAGAGAAACAUCUCCAGCAAUCUCAGGAGGAGCUCCUCUCCCCGGUCAGAGCCUCAGUCCAGCCCUUAGCUCCAUUUCUGGCUCUGCUCAGCCUUACUCCCCCUCUUUCAUCCACCUUAAAAAGCAAAUAGCUGCGUUAGCUGCAGCUCAGUCCAGAAGCAGCCUCCCUGCUGCCCCCAUGUCCAUCACAGCUGGAAGCUCCUCCCUUAGCUUGGACUCAGCAGACAAACCUCCCAAUCCCAACUCAACCCCUCCACCCUCCUCUAUCCAGGCCUCCUCAUCCUCGUCUUCAGCUGACAGCAGCAGCUGUGCGAGUGGAAACACAACACCAGGGAAGUCCAGCCCCCUUCCCAAUGGCCAGUCCACGGGAUCGGCCUCCGGUAGUCACAGCCAACCUAGUAACUACCACAAGCUGAAGAAGGCCUGGUUAACUCGGCAUUCAGAGGAGGACAGGAACACCACCACCACCACCACCACCACCAGCACCAGCAGCACCAAAACAGAAAAACUCACCACCACCACCUGCAGCACCACAGCCAUGUCAGACAUGAUCAAACCCUGCACCGUCAACCUCAGUGCCUCCACCUCCAACGAGGUGGAGCUGAACAAAGACAGUGGAAGCAGAGCUGAGAAAGAGAGGCAGGUGGAGGAGAAGACUGCCGGAGGAGGUGGAGAGGAGAGGAAGGCAGCUCCGUUAUCGAGGCGGGGAAACAAACGCUCCUAUGACUCUGGUUCAGACAGCGGAGGAGACGACUCAGACGCCAGCGAGAGUAAGAUGGAGGGCCGAGCCAAGCGGCAACCCAAACCAACCUACAAGAAGAAGCAGAACGACAUGGCCAGGAGGAGAGGAGACGCUGAGAAGGAGGAGGAGGAUGUGAAGCCCAACGGGAUCUUCAAAUCAGCCCGGGAGAAGACUAAACUCAAACUUGCCAGCAGUAACGGGAUUCCUCGCUCUGUGCUGAAGGACUGGAGGAAGGUGAAGAAGCUGAAGCAGACCGGAGAGUCUUUCCUGCAGGACGACUCCUGUUCAGAAAUCGGACCCAACCUGCAGAAGUGUCGGGAGUGUCGGGUGGUCCGCAGUAAAAAGGGCGAGGAGCCAGCUCAUUCCCCCGUCUUCUGUCGUUUCUACUAUUUCAGACGGCUGUCCUACAGUAAAAAUGGAGCCAUCCGGAUGGACGGCUUCUCCACCCCAGACCAGUUUGAUGAUGAAGCCUUGUCUCUGUGGGUUCCUGGGGCCAUAGAGGAGAGCCAUCUGGACCAGACCACAGCCAAGUACAUUCUGAGUUUCAUCGGGGACAAGUUCUGUCAGAUGGUGAUGACUGAAAACUCUGCAGCCAGCUGGAUCAAGAAGGAUGCCAAGCUGGCGUGGAAGCGAGCGGUGAGGGGGGUGCGGGAGAUGUGUGAUGCAUGUGAAGCAACGCUCUUCAACAUCCACUGGGUCUGUCAGAAAUGUGGCUUCGUCGUCUGCCUGGACUGCUACAAGGCCAAGGAGAGGAGGAGCUCCAAAGAUAAAGAACAGUACGGAUGGCUGAAGUGUGUUAAAGGCCAGCCUCAUGACCACAAGCACCUCAUGCCAACACAGAUCAUACCUGGCACAGUGCUGACAGAGUUGGUGACUUCCAUGCACUCCCUGAGGAACAAACACAGCAUCAGUUCUCAUUGUCCCUGCAGCAACAAACACAACGUCCUCAAACUGCCGGCUGCUAACGGAGUAUCACAGGUUCUGCAGAACGUUCUGAACCACAGCAACAAGCUGUCUCUGGUGAAGGCUGAGCCGGGCUCCCAGCAGAACUCGGACCACAGAGGGACCAAGGCAGAAACUAAUGGAGGCGGUGGAGGAAGUAGUCCAGGCAGCGAUGCAGGAAGUGCUCCUGUCACCCCACCAGAGUCCCAGUCUCCGCUCCACUUCCUGGCCGACCUGGCCGAGCAGAAGUCCAGGGAGGAGAAGAAAGAAAACAAGGAAUCUGUUCUGCUGGGGAAAUCUGUGAAGGAGGACAAGGAUGGGGACAGUCUGGAGGUGCUGCAGCAGUGUAAGACCACCUCCCUGGUGGCUAACAGCACCGAGCAGGGCUCCACUCUCAGAGAUCUGCUCACCACCACGGCUGGGAAGCUAAAGCUGGGAUCUACUGAUGCGGGCAUCGCCUUCGCACCCGUCUACUCCGCUGCUUCACAGACUGGAAAAGGUGGACAGAACAUACUGGAUGACAUCAUCGCUUCAGUGGUGGAGAAUAAAAUUCCCCCCAGCCGCCAGAGCAUCACCUCAAAGCUCUCAGUGAAACAGGAGCAUGUUGCCCCGGGCAACAACACCAGCGUUACUGAGGAUACCAAAGCAGAGAGGAAGAAGUCAGAAGCUGUGGCCGCAGCAGAGGACUCCACCAAUCAGCAUCCUGACAUCCCUCACUGCUGGCUGAACAACAGGCGGUUACUGUGGCUCAAAGACCACCGCAACCAGAACAACUGGAAGCUGUUCAGAGACUGCUGGAAACAAGGACAGCCUGUUCUGGUGUCAGGGAUCCACAAGCGACUGAAUGCCAGUCUGUGGAAGGCUGAUUCCUUCAACCAGGAGUUUGCAGACCAUCAGGGAGACCUCCUCAACUGUAAAGACCAGGUGUUGUCUAAUUCUGGGAUUAAGGAGUUCUGGGAUGGAUUUGAGGACAUAACCAAGCGGCCGAAGUCCAAAGAUGGAGAACCGAUGGUCUACAGACUGAAGGACUGGCCGUCUGGAGAGGAGUUCAUGGCCCUCAUGCCCUCCAGGUAUGAUGACUUGAUGAAGAACCUUCCCCUGCCAGAAUAUUCUGAUCCAGAGGGGAACCUCAACCUGGCCUCACACCUGCCUUCGUUUUUCGUCAGACCGGAUCUGGGCCCAAGACUCUGUUGUGCAUAUGGUGUUGCUGCAUCUCAGGACCAGGACUUUGGGACUGCCAACCUCCACGUGGAAGUCUCAGAUGUGGUCUCGGUUCUGGUCUACGUCGGAGUAGCUAAAGGCAACGGAGUCCUGUCCAAAACCGGAGUGUUGAAGCGUCUGGAGGAGGAGGAUCUGGAUGAAGGUGUCCGACGGAGGCUGAAAGACUCCAGCGAAACGCCGGGAGCGCUGUGGCACAUCUACCUCAACAAGGACAUGGACAAAGUCAGAGAAUUCCUGCACAAGCUCUGCAAGGAGCAAGGGCUGGAUGUCCACACAGACCAGGAUCCAAUCAGAGAGCAGGGCUUGUACCUGAGCAGGAAGCAGCGCCAGCAGCUGCUGGAUGAGCAGGGAGUUCUGGGAUGGACCGUUGUCCAGUUCCUGGGAGGACUCUGUCCUCAUCCCUGCGGGGCCAUGCACCAGGUCCAGAACCUUCACAGCUGUGUUCAGGUCAUCAAUGUUGUGUCUCCAGAACAUGUGGCCCGGUCCUUCCACCUGACCCAGGAGCUGCGGCCCAAUGAAGAUAACUAUGAAGAUAAGCUACAGGUGAAGAACAUCCUGUACCACUGUGUGAAGGAGGCGGUGAGCUCCCUGAAGAGGAGCAGCUCCAGCAAAGACAUAGAGGAGGACAACUCAUGACACAUCCUGGCCUUGGCCACGCCUCUACAGAGAGGGCUUACAACUCUCAGUGCUCCAUCAGCACCACGUCACCUGCAACAGGUGGUCUGGUCAGAGCAGGUCAUGUGACCCCGGGGUCAACCCCUCCACCAUCAGCCCAACAUUCAGUGCCAAGAGGAGCCUGAACCGGGGGCAGAGGUCUGCUGGACCGGCAGGGAUUGAAGCAGCUUCCUGCUGGGAUGAAGCUUCUGUGGAGUCCUGGAAGCAGCAGUGACGGUGGGGCCUUCGUCGGACCCCCUCCCCCCCCACGCUGCUGGAUUAGGAAAGCCGGGCACUUUAAUCUCUGCCUGUGGCAGCAGCAGCAUCACCAGCAGCAGCAUCAGGAUCAAACUGACGUCUCUGAUGUUUUAAAAUCACACGAGAGGGAAAAUAAAAGUUUCAUGCAGCCGUCUGCUGCCCCCUCCCUCUGUAAAAUGUCCUUGUCCUCUUUUUCUAAUCGUAUCUGUUGUGGUUUUCUUCUCUGUUUCUUUCUUACGUUAUUGUUUCUCUUCUGUGGAGAUGUAUUUAUUUCCUAACUCUGAUGAGGAAAAAAGCAUUAAUGUGAGCUGUAUAGUUUUUUCUUUUUUAAUGUGUAUUUCAGUCCUGAAACGUUUGUAUUGUGAUGGAGGACACCCCCAGACACCAGCAAAUGCCUGUAACUCUGGGACGUGUUGAUACUCUACAGUCUUCAUGCCAUAAAAACAUUUUCUGAAGCGAACUGCCAAACUGUUGUUACCUGUAAAGCUGUAUGAUGAGCAGAAACAGGCUUCUACACAGCAUCGCUGUGACAUUUACUAAAAAAGAUGUAAUUUAUUUAAGUACAGAUUUGUCUUGCUUUUGUUAAGAUUUACUAUUGUGAACUUUUGGAGUUAAAGGUUAAAAUAAUUACAGUGAACUAUAAAAUGUAAAUAUAUACAUAUAUACAUUAACUGAAAUAUUUUUUUAUAAAAUGGCUUGCUUCAAUUUCAAAUUUUAAAGUGUUACAUGCUUUGUACAUUGAAGUUCAAAAGGGUUUUACAUUUUCCAUUAAAAUGGAUUUAUCAA